AUGGGGACCGCUAACAAUAACGGUGGAACUAUUAUCAGCUUCCCUCCUAAUCAUUUUGUAACCAGCCGAAUGCCUUCACAUCAUCCUAAUGGUUGUGCCAACAUUACCUUUCAGAUUCCUUCAAUUGCUAACACUGUAAAAAAAAACACUAAUACUGCAGAAAGAAGAGCUAAUCAUAAUGCUGUAGAAAGAGCAAGAAGAGAAUGCCUUAACACUAAAUUUCAAGACUUAGCACGCGCAUUACCAUCACUUUCUCAAGUAAAAAGACCAUCAAAAUCCAUAAUUGUACAAAGAUCAUUAGAAUUUAUUUACAAUGUUCGUCAAAAAGAGGCUUUACGUGAAAGGGAAAUGCAAAAUAUUCGUGCUGAAAAUGAAUCUUUGCAUUCCACUUCAUCAUCAUCCAAUAAUAGCAAUACAUCAUCUUCACAAUCCACAUCUUCCACAUCUUCACCAUAUAUUCAGCAAUUAACUGAUGAACCGAAGGAGGACGCCGAAAUCAGCAAAAUUGCAACAACAACGACGAUAUCACAAUCACCAAAAAAUAUUAAAUUAGAGGCUGAUAAUCUCUCCAUCACACCUUCAACCAACACCAUAAUAUCCAAUAAUAAUAUCAAUAAUAAUAACAUUAUUAUUGAUGUCAUGAGUAACUCCAUUAAUAAUAUUAAUGCCAUGAAUAACAACCAUAACAACAAUAAUGUAAAUUCUGCCAACAUUAUGAUUGAAAAUACUAUUGCUACCAACAACAAUAAUGAUUGUGGUAAUUGUAAUAACAUUAAUGGUAGUUGUUGUAAUAGCAAUGCAGAAUUUGUUAAUAUUAAAAAUGAAGAAUUUUGUUCUGACGACGAUAGACGUAUAGAUGAUGAUAUAAUGGACCUUUCUGAAAAAUUAAAUGGCAAAAUAUCUGUAUCUGACAACAACAUUGAUGAUCAACAUGCUAUUUAUAAUAAUAUAGGUUUAAUUUAUCCACCAUUCAGUAUGGAACCUUCUGGAUAUCCAUCAAAUUUUUUCGCUACCAUAGAUAUGACAUCAAUUGAUCAAAUUGUCGAUCCUAAUUCUCUACAAAUUCAAUUUGAACACGAUUCAAUGAAUAAUAGUAAUUGA
This is a messenger RNA of Entrophospora candida, 1101 nucleotides long. The record is from the annotation of a GenBank genome assembly. Lineage: Eukaryota; Fungi; Glomeromycota; Glomeromycetes; Entrophosporales; Entrophosporaceae.